Molecule: messenger RNA, 5220 nt
Organism: Pichia kudriavzevii
Lineage: Eukaryota; Fungi; Ascomycota; Pichiomycetes; Pichiales; Pichiaceae
Exons: 1
Coding region: 1-5220 (1739 amino acids)
Biological process (GO): phosphatidylinositol phosphate biosynthetic process
Cellular component (GO): fungal-type vacuole membrane; endosome membrane
Molecular function (GO): 1-phosphatidylinositol-3-phosphate 5-kinase activity; ATP binding; metal ion binding
Source: RefSeq, a predicted model, not a curated record
AUGUCUCGUUUGCCUGGUACACAGAAACAUAAGGCAACUACCCAACUGAUACGAGAAAAUUGUACCCAGUCUCCUCUAAUUCCUACAUUAACUGCAGGAGGUGAUGUUAAUUCAAGUGAUGCUCGUGUAAGCCCUAGUGUGAUUUCAUUACUGGAACACUACGAUAAUAAAGCAAAUGAUGAACCACCUUCUAGGCAAAAAAGGUCUCGUUUUUCAUUUAUGACUAAAACUAGCAAGGAUGGACCAGAGGUGUUGUCGAAUUCACCUGCCGCUUUUGAUCUCUCUUUAAAUUUGAGUAACGCACUUGCAUCCAGUAAGGGGAACACUGGAAUAGGUCGUGAUUAUUGGUUAGAUGAUGCCUCCGCAACUAAAUGUCGAUUGUGUGAUCGUAAGUUUACUACAUUUAUAAGAAAACAUCAUUGUCGGAUUUGUGGUAAGAUUUUCUGUUCACAUUGUACAACAUUUAUUGACGGGGACAAAUUCAACCAUCAUGGGAAAAUGAGGGUCUGUCUGAUGUGUAAUAGUUUAGCUGAUAGGUAUAAUAAUGAUGAUUUUUCAAGCGACGAAGAAGAAGAAGAAGAAGAAGAAGGAGAAGAAGAAGAAGGAGAAGAAGAAGAGGGAGAGGGAGGAGAGGACGAAGAACAUGAUAUGUACAAUGAACAUCGAGGAGACAGGAAACAAGGCGGUACCGCUUUUACAAUUAGUGAAAAUGCUGACGAUGACAAAAGCUACAUUGAUUCGAGUUUCCACACAGAAGCUGGGGAGAUAAUGCUAAAAGAUAGUCGAGACAGUUUUGGAAUCAAUAACCUGUCACCUACUCCGAUGAUGACUAUACCUACUACCAGGACCGGUGAAGCGGUUGAAAUAAGUACAAGGAAUAGAGGAGACGAGAACCAUGGCUCAAACGAGUCAUCGGAUGAUGAAAAUGAAAUGAUUUCUUUUAUGAACAACCAUAAAUUUAGCUGGCCUAAAUCUGUUGAUUUCAAAAGUAGCCGAAGUUCGCAAUCUCCGCAGGUCCUAUCAAAAUCACGGACUCCACAUUUUUUAACCAAGCUCAAUUCUUUCAAACUUAACUCUGGCCAAGGAUUAAAUAACUUAAUGAAUCAAAAUAAAGCAAGAAGGCGAAUAUUCAGUAGCAGAUUCAAGAGUAGAGCGGUUUCAAGGAAUUAUACACCAAUUUUAAAAACUCAGCAUAACGACACCAAAGAUACUACUAUCCAGUUCUCUGAUGGGUUUCAAAGGAUGGGGGAGUCUUAUGCGUAUUCACUGUUAAAGGAACUACUAGUAGAUAAAAAAAUAGAUGAUUAUGAGAAGUGGGCUACUGUUCUAGUCAAAUCCUUGAAAAAGAUAAACAACAUUGAAUUUGAUGUAAAACCAUUAGACGAAACUGGAUUUGCGUCGGUUGAUACUUACUACAAUUUUACCAACUAUAUCAAGAUCAAAAAGAUUCAAGGAGCAAAUUUCCAGAAAGCAGAAACAGUGGAAGGUAUAGUUUUUUCUAAAAAAUUACCAAACAAAAAUAUGCCUUCGGCGAUAAGCAAUCCCAGAAUAAUGCUCAUAACAUUCCCUAUAGAAUAUGAACAAGAAGAACAAAACAGUAUGCAUUUUCAGAGCUUGGAGGCUGUAAUUGCCCAACAGGACCAAUACAUUAGAAAGCUAGUGGACCGCAUUAUUAACCUUAGACCUAGUAUUAUUUUGUCAUCCAGUUCCGUUAAUGGCCUCGCUUUAGGUAUAUUUGCGGAAGCUGGUCUUGCGGUCGCUCCAAACUGUAAGUUGACUAACUUGGUUAAACUGUCAAAAUUUACCGACUCUACUAUAAUCACAUCAAUUGAUAUCCUAGCUAUGAAGCCCAAACUGGGGACUUGUGGUUCGUUUAAAGUCAUGCAUUUUAAACAUGAUAAUGUGGUGAAAAGCUACUUUUUAUUUGACUCUUGCCCGAAUAAGAUAGGCUUGACGAUAAUUUUAAGGGACCCCGAUGAAGAUAUUCUAACCAGAAUUAAGGGUUGCUUGAUGAUAAUGAUUUAUGCAUUUGCAAACAUAAAAUUGGAAUCAAGUUUUCUGAGAGACCAGUGUUUAAAAAUUGAGGAUUUUCAAGAUUACAAGUUUUUCAAUUCCAGAGAUUCUGUGUCUCUUUACACGUAUAAUUUCCAGAGCUAUAGAGAUUUUGCUUUUAUGCUAGAGAGUCGUUUGGUAAGUACAUCCCCAUGGGUUAAGUUUGAAAAACCUCAAAUACUCUUACAACUAGAAGAAACGGAAUUAAAGGCCGAAGAAAACCGGCUACUUUACAAUAACUUUUUAUCCAAAUUUGACCGUUCAAAGUUUGAAUUUACUAAAGUUUUUGGCUUAGAGGAUCUGAAUAUUACAGAUGAAUAUGAUUUAAAAAAGCUUGUUGGAGCAAUUCACGAGUACAGACAGAAAUAUUGGCAAACAGAGAAUUUUUUUUACUCGAAGAAAUGGGAUCAGUUUUGGAAGACUAGGGAACUCACAUAUUUUGAUCCAAAUUACAAUCAAAACAUUGUUUUUCUUUUCAGUUUGAUUUCCAAGAAAAACUCAACUCCUUGCAUUGGACCUGAAAUUCAGCUGAUUGAUUUUUAUUGGGAAAAUGACUUCAGUUUGGGUCAAUUUAUUGUGGAUGUAUGUUCCAGUGCUACUCACGUAUGUCAAAGUUGCCAGUUGUUGCUCAAAGAUCACUAUCGUUCGUAUGUCCAUGAUAAGGGGAAAAUCGACAUUUUCAUUGAACCGAAUAAUUUGAAUGUCAAUACCGAUACUAUAAUGACUUGGAGCAUCUGCAAAAAAUGCUCUAGCUCGACACCAGUUUUACCUUUGAGUGAUACGUCCUAUAAGUAUUCUUUUGGAAAAUUUCUGGAGUUAGUAUUUUGGUUUAAUCCGUCUUUUGACAUUCGGGUUUUGAGUAACAAUAGCAAGUGCCACUGCCACUCAGAUGACUCCCAAUUUGACUUUUUUAAGGAGUAUGCCCAUUACUUUAGCUACAAAAAUUAUAAGAUAUUAAUGGAAUACAAUAUCAUCGACAACUUGAAGUUGAUUACUCCAAAGCCAGAACUUUUUUGGAAUCCCGUUUAUGACUACACUAUCAAGUCCAACCAUUUCAAGGAUAUUGAGCAAAAAAGUGAGAAUUUUUUCCAGUCGGUGAAGAACAGACUAGAGAGAAUAAAGUUAGAUGGUACUAACUUAGACUUAGAAGAGGUUGAAAAAGGUCGUAAAAAAUUGAGUGAAUUGAAAGAAAAAUUGCAUGGACAAAAGCAAGAAAUUGACCUCCUUCUAAGUACGGUUUACAAGAAUACGCAUAUUAACGAGCAUCUAAAAUUGAAUAUAGUAAUUAGAGAAGUACAAGAACUGUCAAGCUUUUGGAAUGUUGAAUUUCAGGCUUUUGCUAAAACAUUUUUACCAAGCGAGAAAGACGUCAAAAAGAUAACCACCUUUCAGUUGGACAAACUAUUCAAGACUCUAGCUCUCAGAGAUGAUAGUGAUGGAGACAAUGAGAACAACAACCUAAAUGAAGCCACAAAUGAAAACGAUGAACAAAUAGACGAGACAGCAAACAAAGAACAGCCGACAGAAAAGGAAAUAAAAAGUAAUAGGAAUAACCUGGGUGCUCGUAAUUCAUUAAUAACCAUUCCGAAGAAGCAGAAAAGUCAAUUAAUAUUGAACAGAAUAGAUGAAUUAAACAGUAAAAACAACAACGAUUUCUUUUGGAACAAAUCAACUGAACCUUUGGACGAGGGCAAAGUAAAACAACUCACAAAAUUUUUUGACACACAAGAGUACUUUGACCAAAGGGAACUCGAAAAACAGAAGAUAGCCAAUUAUCAUAAAUAUACACCAAAAGUCAGCAAUAUGAGGCCCAAAAUUGAAAUUUAUAAAGAUGCAAGUGAUGCUGUGAAUGCAGAGGGUACUAGGUCGGUUAAUACUGGUGAGAAUCAAGCUAAAGGUGGCGAAACGAAGGAGCCUCUUACAAAUGAAAAAAGCCCGGAGAAAAGAGUUGAACCACAACCUGAAAAAGUUUCCUUGUUGAAAUCAUUGACCAAUUUUUGGGCCGAUCGUUCUGCAACUCUUUGGGAGCCUUUAUCAUACCCUUUGGGAACAUCCGAACAUAUAUUCGUGGAUUCAGACGUGAUUGUCAGGGAAGAUGAGCCCAGUUCCAUUAUUGCAUUUUGCUUGAACACAGCAGAUUAUGAAUCCAAGUUACUGAAUAACAACUGGACACUACAUGAGGGAGAGCAGAGUCAAGAAGAUGAUCUAUCGCUGGAUGAAGAAACUACAAUCACAGACGAAGAAAAGAAAAUUAGAAGAGAUGCAAAGUUAAAAGACACCAUGCUGAAAAAAGGCUUCCAUUUGAAAUACCAGUUUGAAGAAGGGUAUUCUACUAUAUUUUGUAAAAUCUUUUUCACUCAACAGUUUGAUGCGUUACGUAGAAAGUGUGGCAUCAGUGAAAAUUACGUGGAAAGUUUAGCCAGGUGUAUCAAAUGGGAUUCAACUGGAGGUAAGAGUGGCUCGACAUUUUUGAAAACUCUAGAUCAAAGAUUUAUUAUAAAGGAGCUAAGUAAAGCAGAGUUGGAAGCAUUUGUUCAUUUUGCACCGAGCUAUUUUGAAUAUUUUGCCCAUGUUUUAUUUCAUGAUUUACCCAGUGUUUUAGUUAAAAUAUUUGGUUUCUAUCAGAUACAAGUUAAAAAUUCUUUACCUGGAGGAAAGUCGUAUACCAUGGAUAUCCUUAUCAUGGAAAACCUAUUCUAUGAUCGAAAGAUCGACAGGAUAUUCGACUUGAAGGGUUCUAUGAGAAAUAGGCACGUUGAGCAAACUGGUAAAGAAAAUGAAGUUUUGCUAGAUGAAAAUAUGGUUGAAUAUAUAUAUGAGUCGCCAUUAUUUAUUAAAGAAAAUGAUAAGAGAUUACUAAGAGCAUCAUUGUGGAAUGAUACCUUGUUUUUGGAAAAGAUGAAUGUGAUGGACUAUUCGCUGGUGGUUGGUAUUGAUCAUUCCUGUGACGAAUUGAUUGUUGGAAUCAUCGAUUGUAUUCGUACAUUCACGUGGGAUAAAAAAUUAGAAAGCUGGGUAAAAGAAAAAGGCUUGGUAGGAAACACCGGAGUAGGUAAAGAACCUACAGUUAUUACUCCGAAACAAUACAAAAAUAGAUUCAGAGAAGCCAUGGAGAGAUACAUCUUAAUGGCUCCUGGUGUUUACUACCAAGGAACCACCAAUACCUAG